Labrus bergylta (ballan wrasse) is the source of this 3020-nucleotide messenger RNA. The record is from RefSeq and is a predicted model, not a curated record. Lineage: Eukaryota; Metazoa; Chordata; Actinopteri; Labriformes; Labridae.
GAAUAGGUUGGUGCUGAAAGGUUGUCCUUGAUGAAGACAAAAAAGUUGAUGCAAUAUUCAUUUUUGCACCUGUCUAUCAUCCUGAUUGAUUAAAUGUAUUAUUGAUAUCAACAAUGGACCACAAUGGAUCACAUCCCUUGCUAACAGUGACCUUAUCUUUAUGUUGAAUAUUUUCUAACAGAAUAAAAAAUAAAUGCAGAAAACCUCAAAUACACUCUCAUGUCGCAUAUUCAGGCGCAUUGAACUGCACAGGAGUUUGUGGUAUUGCGUACAUCACUUGAAUGUCUUCACGGAUUAACUACUUACCAUUGAGUCUGAUCAUCGUGGCCACAUAUCUCCAUUCUGUCUCUCUCCAGAGACAAGCCAGCCAUCCAGCAAGCCAACAAGGCAGUCAACCAGCCUCUAAUGCUCUAGCGUGUUUGGCUUAGUCCUAAUCCCCCUUGGCUCACUUUAGCCAUUAUCCAGGCAGGGCUGCAGUUAACAGGCUAUAUUAUGAUCAACCAGAGCCAUCCAGGGUCAAAAAGAAUAUGCAGUUAUGGGAAUUGACAGCUCCAAAGCUUUUCAUUUUUUGUAUGAGGUAUGCUAGGCCUCUCCAGUUCUUCACAUGUUCUACCAAAUUACUGAAAAACAUGAGAAGAGAGGUGAAGUCAUAGUCAUCUGCCUUGGCCUGACACUAAGAGACACAAUACCGCCUAUUCACAGUUAAACCGGCAUUUGUAUAAUGUAAUGAAGGUGUGGAAUAUUUCAAUGCAAGGACUGUGGGGUUUGAAAGAGGAUUGAGGGUUUAAGGUAGAUUAAAUGCAGCAGCAGGAGAUGAAUGUCUUCCUUUGGGGUUUGCAUUCAGAACAUGUCAUGAACUGUGUAUUGUGUAGGCAUGCAAUCGCAAAUGAUUAAAUGGACUCCUGUGCUACCUACCAGUUCCUGUCUCUUUGGGUGCACUCUGUAAAUGUUGUCCAUGAUUGUUUCCUUAAUGAUGAUUGACUUGGUCCUACCUGACAGUACUCCAAAUCAGAGAUGCAGCCAUAGCAUUGCAGGGAUGAAUACAAUAUAAAAUGGCACUUAUUGUUUUUUUGUUUUGCAUGCAGAAACACAAAUGUUAAUUGUGUGUUUGCAUCUUUUGCAGGGAACUGAUGCCCAAGUCUUCAGAUGGCCAGUUGACCAUGGAGAAAACCCCCAGCUACUACGUCACCAAGGAGGUCCCAGCUCGAAUCUACACUAUGUCCAAAGACACAAAGCUGAUUGUAGUGGUCAGGGAUCCCGUCACUCGGGCCAUCUCUGACUACACCCAAACACGCUCCAAGAAGCCGGAUAUCCCUUCUUUUGAGAGCCACCUUCAAAACAUCUCAGCAGGUUUGAUCGACACCACAUGGAGCGCCGUUCAAAUCGGCAUGUACGCAAAGCACCUCGAGCGCUGGCUUCAGUACUUCCCCAUGGAGCAACUACUGUUUGUUAGCGGAGAGCACCUGAUAAGCGACCCUGCAGGUGAGAUGGCACGCGUCCAGGACUUUCUUGGGCUCAGGAGGGUAGUCACGGAGAAGCAUUUCCACUUUAAUCCAGCAAAAGGCUUCCCAUGCCUUAAGAGACCCGAGGGGAACAGCAAGCCACACUGCCUAGGAAAAACCAAAGGCAGGACCCAUCCUAAUAUUGACCCAGAGGUGGUGCAGAAGCUAAGGGACUUUUAUAAACCCUUUAACAGCAAGUUCUACCACAUGACGGGUCAUGACUUUGGCUGGGAUUAAGAGAAAACCAAUGAUGAUGGACUGAUGCCGCUCCCUUGUCCUUGUUUUUUUUUAUAAUUCUAUCACUCUGGAGAUAUUGUUAUACAGUGUAUGUACAGUAUUUGGUGGAUGUGUAAAAAUUCAGAAGUCUAUUUUAUGAUAAUUUAUUGUUAUGAUAUUAACUCACUAAGCUGCCUAACCAGGUUUACCCAUGAUCUAGACUUUCUGCUCCAGAUUAAAUUCUCAUCAGGUAUAUGAACAUUUUUCUAAAAGCACAAUGUUUUUACGGGUAUUUUGAGCAGGGUCAGUAUCUCUUUUUUUUCCCAGCGGAAUAUUUUUAUGUCUUCAUUUUGGAUAACCACGUCUCCUCCUUUUGCUUUUCCAAAAGCCUCUACCUUAAAAUCUGAAUGGAUCCAACUUUACAAGCAACUGGUAAUAUCCCCUUAACAUUUGCUUGACCCUCAGAGGUCUGUGGACCCACUUAGGGAGGUCGAUAAAGGCCUCAGCUGAUCCAGUGCCACUUGCCAGGUGGAUCAAUACAGUAAUAGCUCCUCAUCAUGUCAAUUAGACCUGAGUGAUGGCACUGCCUUGAUCUCUCGAGCAUUGCAAUAAAACAUGGAUGCAUUAAUGGUAGUAACUUUAUGGUUAACCCUUGAGCCAACUUCAGGUUAAUAUAAUGAUACAAAUUUCCACUGCAAUAUUUAGAGUUAACCACUAUUUAUACCGUUGUUACAGAGGAAUGUUGUUUAGGAUCCAAUCAGAGAGAGAGAGAGUCAAGUCAAGAUACUUUUUUUCCAAAAACCUGCUGUUUUGGCUUCAGAGCACCUAAUAAUUUAUGUCUCAUUCCAAAAAGAACUCAUAUAGCUUAAUGACAUUCAUACAUUUGGCUCUCAUGGAUAAUACUUUACAGAUUUGUUUUGACAGGUCAUAGUAAAUGUUUUAAUCCUACCCUCAACCCGGACACAUCACCUGAUGAGAAAAGCAAUUCUCUAUAUCUUUGGAGCGUACUUUAAGUAGUAGCUGAAGGGAAUAGAAAUAAACGUACCUUGGGCCAAAAAAUCCUCCUUUUAGUUUCAUGAACGGUUGAGUUUUAUUCAACCUUAACAAACACCUAUCGUCAGCAUUUUAACAGACAUCAUUCUACAAUGAUGUUGUGCGACCCCGCUGUUGUAGAGGCACUAUUUUUGCUGUAUGCAUUGCUUUACAAAUAUGGAAAUUAAGCAGGUUUGACUGAGAAGUUGAAUAAAAUGCAGUCAUGUCGUUUUUAUGAAGAAAAUAAAUAAAUAUGUCUUACCAAAAUCA